Osmia bicornis bicornis is the source of this 845-nucleotide messenger RNA. RefSeq lists its product as uncharacterized. The coding region runs from base 1 to 804 and encodes 267 amino acids. The record is from RefSeq and is a predicted model, not a curated record. NCBI's taxonomy places the organism in Eukaryota, Metazoa, Arthropoda, Insecta, Hymenoptera, Megachilidae. The transcript is spliced from 3 exons.
AUGAACAAGUUGGUGAUUCUGGGACUUAUCGCCGCGUCUGCGAUGGCUGUGCCCAUGCCGGACACCGAUAACGUGCAACUGAACAGGAAUCUCGAUUGCAUGGAGCAAGAGAACGCGUUGUUCAGCUGUGUCUUCGUGAAGACCAUCGGCACCCUGGACAGAGCGGCCAGGUCGAGCGACAUCGAGAUCCUCGAUGGUGUGAAGUUUGUCCGGGAAACGCCGAUGGAACGCAAUGGAAAGGACCUGAAAACAGAGGUCGACAUCAUGAACGAGCUACCUAGAGACACGUCCGAUAGGGCCAUCAAGUUGGCUACCAUGCUGUACGAAUCGGCAAUGUCCUUCUUGAAGUCUCACAGCCUGAAGCUGAGCAUGCCCGAAGAGGGAUCAAUUUCUCGGGCUCUCAACGAAGGCCGUGCCAAGAUCAAGAAAAUGGCCCUGCCUCUGAUCGCAGCAGCAGCUAUAAAGUUGUUCGCCCUUGUACCCUUGGUCCUUGGAAGUUUAGGUCUACUAGUCCUGAAGGCCUUGUUCGUCGGCAAAAUCGCUCUCCUUUUGGCCGGUGUUCUCGCCUUCCAGAAGUUGUUCGGUAGCGGCAGCAGUUCCGGAGUCGGCAACUUCUUCAGCAAGAAUACUCAACCAACCGCAUGGUUGGACAAUGGCAACCAAGGUUGGUCAGCUGGUGCAGCAACCAAUGUUCAACCUCAGGGAUACUACCAGAGGAGUUUCGACGUUCAGAAUGGAAAAGUAGAUGCCCAUUCGAUGGCGUACUCUGCCCAGGCACCCAUCGCCACCAACGAGGCCAAUUAAUGCUACUCUGUUUUUUCCUGAUGAACGAAAAAGAAUGAAUC